UUUUAUGUAGCCUUCCCUAUCAUGUCACGACUCCGGUUUGCUUCUCGAGGAUGCAGCUCCUCUCACACGCCACCUCCCAUGUUAGCACGUCGUUCUCCCGUAUCUCUCUUCUGCCGUUGAGUCUCAUUUUUCAAUCAGUAUAUUGGGAGAGGAGCGAGAGUCAAUUGGGAGGAGGAGGGAAAGUAGAGUAUUGUCAUCUCAUACUCUGUUUUCAGAAAGGAGAAUCAUUGACGACAAAGGCAGAGGAACAGCGAGGCUGCUGCACAGCUGAAUGAUGUAGUCGGCAUCGAUAGAAGGAGGAGAGGAGGCGGAGAUCCGACUGGGAAGCGAAGGAAAAGGAGAGCAGGCGGCGUUUGGGUUCGGGAUUUUCCCUAUCCUUUUCCUAAUUUCGUUCUGCACUUCCUUUUCUAUCGGGUACUGACUUAUUUUUUGAUUUAUUGUGCAUUCAGGAUUGGGUGGCUAUUGGAAGGAGUGCCUCACCCUGAUUUCGGGAUUUGGUGAUUCUGAUGGAGAGGUUAUUCUCUAUGGUUUUUUUCUAAAACUAAAGGUAUCAGCUCAUUUAGUUUCUGUAUGUUCUCAAGUGUAGCUCUAUCUGUUAGUGAACUUUAAUUUGGGGGGAUUGUUCCAUUUCUGCUGCAAGGAUGUUGGUGGUUUGGGAUACGAGCUGACAGAAAGGUUCUAAGAUUCGAUGAUCAACUAAAUUUGAACUAAAAAUUGCUUCAAAAUUGAAAGCAGCAGCAGGUAUAAGGUGAUAAGGUGUUGUAGACCUUGCUGUUUUCCUUUUACUAACACUAUUUUUUUUCUUUUUCAUGGGUGUAGAAAGUUCUUAGAGCUGAUCUCUAAUGUUCCUACAGUCUUUUAUUUUUCUUUAAUAUUUCAAGAAGCUACUUAUACAUUGUUCGUUAAUUUCUUUGUUUACAGUAUCUUACUAUAAAUACCAAUGAAAAAACCACGCGCAAGGCUACAGCUACGAAAAUAUAAUUCCUUUUUCAAACCUCUUUCAAGUUUCAAAUUCCUUAUGACUAAUAUGCACCAAUUAUAAAAAUUACAGGUUUCUAGUUAGAAGUACCUGCGAAAAGGGAGGAAAUUACAUAGAAAGUCGCAUGUUGAGUCAUAGAAGCACCGCAUUGGAUCGCCAGGAGAUUGCUUUCCAAAUUAACCACUGCAAUUGCAUCCUCCUGAGAUUCACAUUGACGGUCAAAUCAAUAAUCACACAACAUAAUUUUAUAAUACAGCAGCAGCAAUAGCAACAUAAUAACACUGCAGAAGCAGCAUUAUGGCAGCAGCCAAGAAAAUGCAGCAGCACUGGAAAAAUAAGAAAAACUUGGAAGAGAAGGAUUCCACCCAUAAACACACAGCUAUCUAAACAUGAAUGUGAAAGCAAGUACCAUGUUUGAGCCCUUGGUAGCAAUUCUUUUGUGCUAACAAUUAAAUAGUUUCCUGACACAUCAUCCCCUGCCACAACAUCAUUCCGGCAACUGUUACAACAUCAUUGACCACCACCUACACUAAACCAACUGAAAGUUAUAACUUAUAAGAAAAUCUACGUCAAAACUUCAACUGAAUUAAGCAGAGCACAAAAUAAAACAAAACCUAUCUGCAGCUAGCAAAUUUGCCGAAAGAACAUAUAUAUGGCAAAAUUUAAACUGAGUUUGAAAGGAACAAUUGGGUUCACAUAAACAAACUACCUCCCUACUCCAGAUAUGUAAACAACCUUUCUGAUAUGGUAUUGAAGCAGCAGCAUAGCAGUUAGUUUAAUGUAGUUUAGAAUGUUGGUGAAGAAGAAUUAUUACCAGGGGAAGAGAGCUUAAGACCCCGAUUGUAAGUCAACAAAGCCAUUUCCUCCAUUGUUUGGUGGCUACAAUUACCUGCAUGAAUAUGAAAUUACAGUAACAUGACAUGGUUUAGAUUCGAAUAUCCCCUCGGGAAAAAAUACCAAAAAUCCCU
Linum trigynum is the source of this 1947-nucleotide messenger RNA. The record is from the annotation of a GenBank genome assembly. NCBI's taxonomy places the organism in Eukaryota, Viridiplantae, Streptophyta, Magnoliopsida, Malpighiales, Linaceae.